Molecule: messenger RNA, 3058 nt
Organism: Caenorhabditis sp. 36 PRJEB53466
Lineage: Eukaryota; Metazoa; Nematoda; Chromadorea; Rhabditida; Rhabditidae
Source: the annotation of a GenBank genome assembly
AUGGAGAGUGCUGCCAAUCGCGAGGAACAACCUCAGGAACAAUGUGCAAAGCCACAGCAACCGCAGAAGGAGAAAAGGAUAGUUCCCGUCAAGUCACUUGAUCCAAAUUAUUUGAUAUCUGCUGAAUUGGUUUUUUGUGCUGACGAUAUACAAUUCGUGUUGGAACCCCAGAAGCCUUACGACAAACUGAGCUAUAUGGGAUUUUGGCAAGAGUCAGGCUUCCUUGAGAAUGAACCCGACGAUGAAACCGCAUGGGCAGCCUUGGAACGUCUCAGGGUGGAAGCUGAGACAGACUACGUCCGAAGUUGCCAAUAUAACGACUACCUCCGUCUUAAUCAACUUUAUGAUGAAGAACUGGAAGAAGAAGAAAGUCGUAGGCAGGAAAUUGAAGAUGCAAAACUAAAAAAAGAAAAAACAUGGAAGUGUGUGCAUUCUCCAAGUUGUUACCGUUUUUCUUUUGGAAGUCCUGAUGAAGAGGAAGGACCACCGAAGUCGUUCUCCGAAUUCAUGCAGGAGUAUCAACUUGAGCAACAAGUCCAACGUCAAGAGAAACAGGACCUAUCGGACGGCCUACCGGAGGAAGAUCCAGAAGAACAAGAGUUUGAAUCACCGGCCGAUACACCGACGUUCCGCAACGCCAACGAAGCCGACACUUACUACAUUGACGUCAAUCUUCAAUAUGAUGUGAGUUGCUCGGAUCGGAUGAUUCUUGGUAAACAGUACUUUUUUCAGCUCGUGGCGGAUCAAACAAGAUUCGUGAUGUCCAACUACAGCUCGAGAAUCGAUCUCGCUAGACAGAAACUCAAACUUCUGCUGGUCGAGAGUGCGGAAACGGAUCCGCAGGCUCAGAAACGCGUCGACAAUGCCUCAUUCAUGGGUCUCAUCACGGUGUUUUCGGAAAUGACCACACUGUAUUUUGAGCUGUUGGCUAACGAAUACAACAGAAACCCGAUCUUCCCAACUAAGCUCGUCGAGGAAUUCGAGAAUUUUGUUGAGAGAAUCCGCAUCUGCUACCGUACUCGUCUUGUAGACCCGAGUAACUACACGGCGCUUCUGGUUUUCCGUGAUCGUCUGAUUGAGAGCUUGAGAAACCACUUCCGCAUCAUCAACCCUGUUCGCAUGGGAAAACAGCCCAACUUCUGCAAAAAAAUCACGGAGCGUUACAGCAUGGCUGACUACACGUUCGUAUGCGGAAGCGUGUACAAUGGAAAGUGAGUUGAAGAAAAUGCGAAACGUUUCUGAUAUGAUGUUUACAGGUAUCAGUUGAGUUUCGCCAAAUGGUUGAUUAUGGCCCGGGUGACCGAGAUCGAGAUCAACAACAUUCGCGCUGAUAUCAUUGCUCAAGCCAACGACUACGACAUAAACUACCCGGAGAGUUUCCGAACUCCUCUGUUCAGUAGUCCGACAAAUGCCACAGACUUGCUCAACGAUUUGUUCUCGCGGGAACCAAAUCACAUGGGAAGCUUCGACACGGCGAUGGCUGUUAUCGACAAAGUAAAGGUCAACGAGCCAACGACACUCCGCUACUUGAAGCAAAUGACCGCGCAGAGCAACCUUCGCAGCAGUAUCAUCAAGAAGAAGAAGAACAUUCUAAAAAUGUUGCCAGAUUCUAUUCCGGAAGAUUACACGUCGUUGCAGCAAGUUCUCAACACACUUUCUGCGAUUGAGGCUCUGAUGCUGCUUGUUGAGAAAGUGUACGAACCAUUGUUUGAUAACAAGCUCGGGAUUUACGGAAAAGCAUUCCCGGCUACGGUAAGUACUGAAAUCAGCCGCUAAUUUCCACAUUUUCUGUUCAGAUUACAAUUCUUGGUCAAGAAAUCUAUCGGUGUGCGACCAUCGGGCAGUGUCGUGACGGCGAUCUUUCACCCUAUCUUGUCGAACUAUUGGAGCUUCUUCGCGCUGAGUGCAUGAAACAUAUCGCUAUAUUCUACAACGGUUGCGAAAAGCACUGCGAGGAUGUGUACACUGGACCGUACUGCCCAUUGAGUAAUGCAGUGCCCGUAUACCCGUACGCUCUUGAAAAGAAGGAUUUCCCAAAUGGCAUGGCAGCGCAUGUUGAAUUGAUGAUGAAGGUGUUGAGUGUGCAGCAAUACGAGAUGGAGCGCCUUGUCGGACAAUCCUGCCGGGUCAGAAGAGCCCGCUACAUGUGGCAUACGUUCGAGUAAGUUUGAGUUUCAAAACGGGCAGUACAACUCAACUAUAUUCUUCUUUCAGGAAUACCCUUCCGUUCCGCAUCAGCACUGUGGACAAUAUCUUCACGAUCGGCACCAACUUUGAUGAGCAAAUGAACACUCCUGAGAUCAGAUAUGUGUUGAACGAUGCUCGACAAGUGCUGUAUGCUGAAGGCAGAGACUAUCCUAUCGGCAGGAAGCUUGUGGAAAUCUCUGUUGAGAUCAUGACAAAACGCAAGAAGGUUCCAAAGAAAAAUCAGAUCGAGAAGUACUGCAAAGCAGAAUUUGUAUCGCGUAUUGGCAGCGAGAGGCUCGGCGGCAGGGGCGCAGACGAAUUGGCAUGCUUGAUCUCCGAAGUCAUCAACCUGAACAUUAUCAGCUCGAAGCUUCCCUACAAAGCAGUUCCGCCUGCGCAGACUGAGGACGUUGCCAGAGAAAUAGCGUCGGAUUGUGUGGCGAGAUAUGUCAGUCACGCGAGAAGUGCCGCGUACAACCGAGCUGGACCGGAUCAGGCGAGAAUCGACGAGGCCAAGGCCGAGAGACAGCAGAAAGGAGAGAAGUUCGGGGCGCCUCCUAAAGAGCCGACAGAGAACGAUAUUACCGAGACGUCGGACCUCAAGCGGUUGGCGGAGGUCAUUACGAACCUGGAAAGCGACGCGGACGACGAGGAUGAGCCAGGGUGCACCGUUGUGGACAUGAUGUUUGAUGCUCUAACAAUUGCGGCACUCAACAGAGCGGCUGACAGGGGAAUUGUCGUGGAUGGAGAAACAGUCGAGUUUCACUUUGACGAAGACGUGCCCGACCCGAUAAUUGACAAUUUUUUCAAGAACUUCCAACGUGUUAACCUUCCUGAUUUAUCCGCUCCCAUCUACAACUCUCUCGACUAA